This is a messenger RNA of Brienomyrus brachyistius, 1716 nucleotides long. RefSeq names its product phosphogluconate dehydrogenase (gene pgd). Gene Ontology annotation, cellular component: cytosol. Gene Ontology annotation, molecular function: phosphogluconate dehydrogenase (decarboxylating) activity; NADP binding. The transcript has 13 exons. The record is from RefSeq and is a predicted model, not a curated record. NCBI's taxonomy places the organism in Eukaryota, Metazoa, Chordata, Actinopteri, Osteoglossiformes, Mormyridae. Bases 101 to 1552 code for a protein of 483 amino acids. Gene Ontology annotation, biological process: pentose-phosphate shunt, oxidative branch; pentose-phosphate shunt.
CGGCUGAUGAUGCGAAGGCGACCCGGAAGUGCGCUCACAUACUCACGACUGAUCGGGGGAAACUCGGCUUCGGACACGCUGAUCUUACACGCUUCUAAUCAUGGCUGAAGCAGACAUCGCUCUUAUUGGCUUGGCAGUGAUGGGGCAGAAUCUGAUCUUAAACAUGAAUGACCAUGGCUUUGUGGUCUGUGCCUAUAACAGGACGGUGUCCAAGGUUCACAACUUCCUGCAGAAUGAGGCCAAAGGCACCAAGGUGGUGGGUGCGGAGUCCCUGGAGGACAUGGUGUCGAAGCUGAAGAAGCCACGGAGGAUUGUGCUCCUGGUGAAGGCCGGUCAGGCCGUGGAUGACUUCAUCGACAAGCUGGUUCCCCUGCUUUCCCCCGGGGACAUCAUCAUUGAUGGGGGCAACUCUGAGUACAGAGACACAACUAGGCGCUGUAAGAGCCUGAAGGAAAAGAACCUGCUGUUUGUGGGCAGUGGGGUGAGCGGGGGUGAGGACGGUGCCCGCUACGGACCCUCCCUCAUGCCGGGGGGGCACAAGGAGGCCUGGCCUCACAUUAAAGACAUCUUCCAGAGCAUCGCUGCGAAGGUUGGAACAGGAGAGCCUUGUUGUGAUUGGGUGGGGGACGAGGGUGCAGGCCACUUCGUGAAGAUGGUCCACAAUGGGAUCGAGUAUGGCGACAUGCAGCUUAUCUGUGAGGCGUACCACCUAAUGAAGGACGUGCUGAGCAUGGACCACGAUGAGAUGGCCCAGGUCUUCAGCGAUUGGAACAAGACAGAGCUGGACUCCUUCCUGAUUGAAAUUACGGCCGACAUCCUGAAGUACCGGGACUCUGACGGGGCUCACCUGCUCCCCAAGAUCAGAGACAGCGCUGGACAGAAGGGCACAGGAAAGUGGACGGCCAUUGCCUCUCUGGAAUACGGAACACCGGUCACCCUGAUAGGUGAGGCCGUCUUCGCCAGGUGCCUGUCCUCUCUGAAGGAUGAACGUGUGGAGGCCAGCAGGACGCUGCAGGGACCCAAGGGUGCUAAAUUCCAGGGGGACAAGGCUGCCUUUUUGGAGGACAUAAGACAAGCUCUCUAUGCCUCCAAGAUCAUCUCCUACGCUCAGGGCUUCAUGCUACUCCGACAAGCAGCCAAGGAGUUUGGAUGGACUCUCAGCUAUGGAGCCAUCGCCCUCAUGUGGCGAGGAGGCUGCAUCAUCCGAAGUGUGUUCCUGGGGAAGAUUAAGGAGGCCUUUGACAGGGACGGUGAGCUCCAAAGUCUGCUGCUCGACACGUUCUUCAGCAGUGCCGUUCAGGACUGCCAGGACUCCUGGCGGCGGGUGGUGAGCACUGGGGUCCAACUGGGGAUCCCCAUGCCCUGCUUCAGCACUGCGCUCUCCUUCUAUGACGGGUACAGACAUGCCGUCCUCCCUGCCAACCUGCUACAGGCUCAGAGAGACUAUUUUGGUGCACACACCUACGAGCUGCUGCCCAGCCCCGGCAAUUUCAUCCACACCAACUGGACGGGUCACGGGGGCAAUGUCGCCUCCUCCUCUUACAACGCUUAGAGUGCCCCCUCCCACAGCAUAUCUCACAUUCCAAAAGCAGAAGUCAGGGAAGAAGCCUUUUCUGGGUAGAAAGUGCUAGAAAAGUGUCAGUCAGUCAGCUCUCUCAAGUGUUACCUAUUUAUGCCGAUGUGAACUAGCAGUAAAUAAAGAAUUAAUCUAUUGAA